Molecule: messenger RNA, 2720 nt
Organism: Diabrotica virgifera virgifera (western corn rootworm)
Lineage: Eukaryota; Metazoa; Arthropoda; Insecta; Coleoptera; Chrysomelidae
Exons: 2
Coding region: 503-1966 (487 amino acids)
Source: RefSeq, a predicted model, not a curated record
GACUGUGACUGCUUUGACUGCUUACUGUAAUAAACUGUGCACUGUGCUGUAAUUUAGUCAAUCUUCGGCGACUGUCUAAAAAUAUUUAAUUAUAACAACUGUACUAUUUUUGUAAUUUUAAGCCGUAAGGUAUUAAUUUUCAACUAUGUCGCUUUCGAAACCAUGUGAUGAUCAUGAUAAAAGCACUGCAGAUAAUUUGAAAACUUUAUGGGAUUAUUUCACAAAAUUAGAGAAAGGAAAUGAAGCGAAAUGUUUAUUGUGUUCAAGUAAGCUUAAAUAAGUAAAGGUUCUUACAAAGGUUUAAAAAUCCAUUUGAAAAAAAAACAUUGCAUCGAUAUAAGCUCUAAGAAUAGACAAUUAAAACGUCAUUACUCCGAUUUGGUUCCUAAAGCGUCCACAUCAAAAACUGAGAACGAGCCAAUGGAAAUUAUUUGUGGACAAAAUAUUAUACCCAAAAAAAACUUUUAAACCUAUUUACAGUUAUUUCAAAAAGGAAAGUAAUAUGGAAAUGGAACCCAUGGUGUCCAGAAUGGUGUGCAAAGAUGGUUUCGCGCUGAGUAUAUUUUGUACAUCUAAAGAUUUGAGAUUUUUAUUUUCAAAUACUGGAUUCGAACUCCCACAUUCGCCAAACACAAUUAGAUCUAUAGUAAAAAAUUUUGCAACCUCCGUGCAGUCUAACAUGAUGAUUGAGUUUGAAUCUCUCAAGAAACAAAAACACAAGUUUGCUUUAACAUUUGAUGAGUGGACAUCGCAAAAAAAUCACAGAUAUUUAAACCUGAAUGUACAUCUCAAAGAAACACACUUUAAUCUUGGCUUAAUUAGAAUUCACGGAUCAUGUACUGCGGAGCAUACUAUCAGUUUAGUAAAAGAUCGUCUUAAAAUAUUUGGACUUGACUUGGAUACUGAUAUUAUUGGCAUGACUACUGACGGUGCAAGCGUCAUGGUUAAAGCCGGCAAACUUCUUUCAUGUUACCAUCAACUGUGUUUUGCACACGGCAUUCAAUUGGCCGUCAUCAAAGUUUUGUACGAAAAGAAAUUGGAAAUCGAAACUGAAUCUACAACGGCAUCAUCUAUUACAUUACCUGAAGAUGGUGAAAGCACGGAUGACGAUGACGACGACAUUCUAAAUGAAGAAGAAGGAGCAGCAGAUAUGACAGUAAUAUUGAAUUUAAAUUAUCCUGGCAAUCGGGUUCAAAUAAAUCCUAGAUACAACGAUCUUCUUCAAAAAGUGCGGAAUGUGGUAAAGUUGUUCAAAAAAUCGCCUACCAAAUAUGAUACGUACCUCCAAAAGUAUGUAAAAGAAGAAAUAGGUAAGGAAUUAUGCCUUGUCUUAGAUUGCCGCACACGCUGGAACAGCCUUCUGGCUAUGGUCGAAAGAUUUUAUAAGCUUAAACAGUAUAUCGAAAAAUCUUUAAUUGACAUAAAAUCCAGUAUCAAAUUUACGGACCAUGAAUGGUCAUCAAUUAAAGGUUUAAUUGACAGUCUGCAGCCAUGUAAACUGGCUGUAGAAGCAUUAAGCAGACGAGAGUCUACCGUUCUGACUGCAGAUACAACCUUAAAAUUUAUUUUAGAACAAUUAAACAAACAAGGCACGACCUUCAGCGGCGAAUUAGCAGACACAUUACGUGAAAAAAUAAAACAACGCCGGACUUUUAUGACCGGUAUAUUAAUUUAUUUACAAAAUCCAGCAAAGUAUAAUGAAUAUUCAAAACAAUCUGAUGAUACAUUUUUCAUGCCAAAGAAAACUUUCAUGCGACAUAAAAUGACAGAAAUUUUAAAGAGACUUACAACAAAUGAUGAGGAAAAUGUAAAAACUUCGGAAGAAGAAGAUGGCAGCUCUGAUUCAGAUUCCGAAUUGGUGAAAACUAAUUUAACACUAAAAGAAGAAUUAGAAAAUAUUAGAAAUAUAUUAGAAAGAUUACAAAUACGGCAAGCAAACAAAUUACAAAACAGCCCUCGAUUUUGAAAAAAUAUUAAAAGGGAAAUGACAUGUUACGAAUUAGAUGGAAUAAAAGGAACGUAUUUAACCCUUCUAUAUAACUAUUUAUUGACCAUUAAGCCAACUAGUGUUAAGGCAGAAAGGGCCUUCUCGGCUGCAGGAUAUAUUUGUACUUCUUUAAGAGGUAGGUUAGGAGACGACACAAUUAAUACAAUAUGUUUCCUUCGUUCAUAUUUUCAAAUGCAAAAAUCAAAUUGACUUUUUUAAUUAUGUGUUUGUUUUUGUUUAUUAAUUAUAGUUAAAGUAUAAAAAGUUUAUGUUCUUAUGCAAAAAUUAAUGUUUUAUUUAUGUUUUUAUGUUUUAAAUCAUAUAUAAUACUUUACUUAGUGUAUCUUGCCAGUGCCAAUGGCAAUACCGCAAAUUGCAAAUAUAAUCAGGUAUACUGCUAAUCCGGUCGGAUCCGACCGGAUCCGGCCGGAUUAUCGUAAAUCCGACCGGAUCCGGCCGGAUUCGAAACCAUACCGGAUUGCAAUCCCUAGGCACGGUCCGUACCCUACAUACCUACAUAGAUUUAACUUAAAAGACAAUCAAUAUUGUGAAUGUGGAGAAAUAGGCACACCAGAACACAUAGUAUUUAUUUGUGAAAGACAAACAAAUACACAAGAACUACAAAGAAUGAGAAGAGACCUUGUUGGCAUAAAUAUAGAAAAAUAAUACAAAAUGAAGAAUUAUUUAAUACACUAAAUAAUUCAGCGGACAUAAUAUUAAAGAAACAAUUAGA